GCCAAAUUGAGUUCAGUAAGAUACGCCAAUUUUGUGGUCACGCCACUAAAUAAAGCCUAAACUAGACGGAAUUAUUGACAGUCGCACAAAAAAAAAUGGUGGAGUUGGAAGUGUUAAACGCAAAAACCACCAAGCCCUUCGGCAAGGUAAAUGCAACUUCAUCCUCAACAGUUAGCGAGCUGCGCGUUGUGAUUCACAAAACACUCAAGCAAACUCCGCAUGCCGACCGCAUAUCGCUGCGCUUGGAGCCGCGUGGCAGGAGUUUAAAGGACACCGAUUCGGUAUCAUCGCUCAACUUGGGCAAUGGGGACAAAGUCUACAUUAAGGAUCUGGGACCACAAAUUGGCUGGAAGACCGUUUUUCUGGCUGAAUAUGCAGGUCCUCUAAUUGUUUAUCUGCUAUUCUAUUUUCGGCCGGAGCUCAUUUAUGGCAAGGCAGCUGGGAAUCCCAUUACGCUGACCACGCAUAUCGCCGCUGGCUGUUAUACGGUUCACUAUGUGAAGCGUUUGCUGGAGACGAUCUUUGUGCAUCGCUUCUCGCACAACACGAUGCCGAUCCGCAAUCUUUUCAAGAAUUGCAGCUACUAUUGGGGCUUUACCGCCUACGUGUCCUACCACGUCAAUCAUCCCCUGUACACCUCACCCUGCAUGUGCACAGUUUGGGCGGCACUCGCUGCCUUUGCGCUCUGUGAAUUGGGCAACUUUUCGAUACACAUUGCUUUGCGCAAUUUGCGUCCACCGGGCACCAAAGUGCGUAGGAUUCCCGUGGCCGACAGCAAUCCUUUGACGAAGCUCUUCAAUUUGGUUUCCUGCCCCAAUUACACAUAUGAGAUUGGUGCCUGGGUCUGCUUCUCGGCGAUGACUUCCUGCUUGCCUGCUUAUCUCUUUGCCUUCGCCGGCGCCUUCCAGAUGACCGUCUGGGCUCUGGCCAAGCAUCGCAAUUACAAGAAGGAAUUCAAGGAUUAUCCAAGGGCUCGUCGUGCCAUCUUCCCAUUUGUACUCUAAGCAGAUAUACAAAAUGAAGUACAAUUAAUAACAGCUUGCAGGCUGUAUUUAUUCCAUUCCAUUUCUUAGAAUUGUUAGCUAUAUAUAAAUGGGUAGUAAAUGUUCGGACAUUGA
Messenger RNA from Drosophila grimshawi, 1118 nucleotides. It is a transcript of the gene Sc2, whose product is annotated as very-long-chain enoyl-CoA reductase. Gene Ontology annotation, biological process: very long-chain fatty acid biosynthetic process. The record is from RefSeq and is a predicted model, not a curated record. Gene Ontology annotation, molecular function: oxidoreductase activity, acting on the CH-CH group of donors; protein binding. The coding region runs from base 96 to 1004 and encodes 302 amino acids. Lineage: Eukaryota; Metazoa; Arthropoda; Insecta; Diptera; Drosophilidae. The transcript is spliced from 5 exons.